Messenger RNA from Drosophila albomicans, 1144 nucleotides. Its product is annotated as translation initiation factor IF-2. Bases 86 to 997 code for a protein of 303 amino acids. Lineage: Eukaryota; Metazoa; Arthropoda; Insecta; Diptera; Drosophilidae. The transcript is spliced from 2 exons. The record is from RefSeq and is a predicted model, not a curated record.
ACAGCGGGUCGGCCUACUUGACGCGCAGACAAGCAACGUGCAUCCAACUCGCAACAAGCAAGCAAAAGCAAAACCAUCAACCAUCAUGAUUAGCAGCAAUCGCUCUUCAACCUUAACGCUAUUCGCCAUCUUCGCCUUCGGCUGCAGCCUGAGCCUGGCCAGCGCUCAAUACUUCUAUCCCGGGGCGGGACGUGCCCAGCGUUCGCUGUUCAGCUCGGGACCACCAAGUGGCUGGCACGGCGGCUGGAGCUCUCCGCCCAGCUUUGAGCUGCCACCGCGCUCCAAUCACAUCACCAAGGACGAAGUGUUGGCGCUGCUCGCCGCCUGGAAGGCAGCCGAAGCCAAACCGAAACCAACGCCAGCACCAGCUCCGGCACCCGCUCCCGAACCGGAGCCAGAGCCCGAGCCAGAGCCCGAGCCGGAGCCGGAACCAGAACCGGAGCCCGAACCAGCUCCAGCCCCGGCGCCAGCUCCCGCUCCAGCACCUGAAUCACCCGCUGGACCACCACCUGGUGUGCCGCUAACGGUAUCGCUGCCCGCCUUUGUGCCCAUCCAGCUGUCCGCGAUGUACACGGCACCGGUGCCCGUUGCUGGCGCUGGCCUGGGUAACUUUGGCUUUGGCUUUGCCGGCGCUGGAGCCAUUGGCGGUGGUGCUGGCGGUGGUGGUGCUGCUGCCGCUGGUGCUGCAGCUGCUGCUGGCGGUGGCGGUGCAGCCGGAGGAGGUGGUGGAGCUGCUGCUGGAGCUGCUGCCGGUGCAGCUGCAGGUGGCGAUAUUAGUCGCAUCUCGCGUCCAUUUGGUACACGCCGCAGCAAUGCUAACAUUCGUUUCCCCAUCGCCAAUCCAAGGAGCUACGCUUCGGCCAACUAUGUGGCACCUCGUCCACGUUACUAUCGCACCAUCCUCUCGGAGACCGCGCAGCCAAUGCGCUUGGAUGCCUUGCCGCCUGCUCCGUUCCUGGGAAAUCCAAUUCAGUUUGUGCCCAGCAAUUGGAAUUAAGCGCUCAGCGAUUGAGAACAGCUCCAAAAAGAGAGACAUCUAAAUAAUGACUUAUUAUAUAUACCAUAUAUACAAGUAUAUAUAAAUACUCUGACUGCAAUCUUACUCUAUAUACUUUAAACUAUAUGCUACUCAUUUAUAUAUACU